CAGCCAGCGAGCAGCAUCAGUUCCAGGCUCGGGGACCCUCUCCGGUGCCAGUGCCCAUGCGGGGCCGCCGCCAGUGACGCCUGAGAGGUGACUCUGCCCUCUCUGGGGCAAGUGCAGCGGCUGAAUUACCAACCCACGCCACAGAAAUGGCCGGGGCUUCUGUGAAGGUGGCGGUCCGCGUCCGCCCCUUCAAUUCCCGGGAAAUGAGCCGUGACUCCAAGUGCAUCAUCCAGAUGUCAGGAAGCACCACCACUAUUGUUAACCCCAAACAGCCCAAGGAGACACCCAAGAGCUUCAGCUUUGACUACUCCUACUGGUCACAUACCUCGCCCGAGGACAUCAACUAUGCCUCUCAGAAGCAGGUGUACAGGGACAUCGGAGAAGAGAUGCUGCAGCAUGCCUUUGAGGGCUACAAUGUGUGCAUCUUUGCCUAUGGGCAGACAGGGGCGGGCAAGUCCUACACCAUGAUGGGGAAGCAAGAGAAGGACCAACAAGGCAUCAUCCCACAGCUCUGUGAAGACCUCUUCUCUCGCAUCAAUGACACGACCAAUGACAACAUGUCCUACUCCGUGGAGGUCAGCUACAUGGAGAUUUACUGUGAGCGGGUCCGUGACCUCCUGAACCCCAAGAACAAAGGCAACCUACGUGUGAGGGAGCACCCUCUGCUGGGGCCCUAUGUGGAAGACCUCUCCAAACUGGCUGUAACUUCCUACAAUGACAUCCAGGACCUCAUGGACUCAGGGAACAAGGCUAGGACUGUGGCGGCCACAAACAUGAAUGAGACCAGCAGCCGUUCCCACGCUGUCUUCAACAUCAUCUUCACCCAGAAGCGCCAUGAUGCAGAGACCAACAUUACCACAGAGAAAGUGAGCAAAAUCAGCCUUGUGGACCUGGCUGGCAGUGAACGAGCAGACUCCACCGGAGCCAAGGGCACACGACUCAAGGAGGGAGCCAACAUCAACAAGUCUUUGACCACCCUGGGAAAGGUCAUCUCUGCCCUGGCUGAAAUGGACUCUGGACCCAACAAGAACAAGAAAAAAAAGAAGACAGACUUCAUCCCUUACCGAGACUCCGUACUGACCUGGCUUCUCCGGGAAAACCUGGGUGGUAACUCAAGGACAGCCAUGGUGGCAGCCCUGAGCCCUGCAGACAUCAACUAUGAUGAGACCCUCAGCACACUGAGAUAUGCAGACCGGGCCAAACAGAUCCGCUGUAACGCCAUUAUCAAUGAAGACCCUAAUAAUAAGCUGAUUCGAGAGCUGAAGGAUGAAGUGACCAGGCUGCGAGACCUGCUGUACGCCCAAGGUCUUGGCGAUAUCACUGACACCAACACUGUGCCUGGAGGACCCAAAUACAUGUCCGACCUUGAGAACAGGAACCAUAACUCUGGUGGGGCCGAGCUAAGCCAAGCCCCUAACAAUCUCUCCACAGUGACCAAUGCCCUGGUGGGCAUGAGUCCCUCAUCUUCGCUCUCAGCCCUGUCCAGCCGUGCGGCCUCUGUGUCCAGUCUCCAUGAGCGCAUCUUGUUUGCUCCAGGCAGUGAGGAGGCUAUUGAAAGGCUGAAGGAAACAGAGAAGAUCAUCGCCGAACUCAAUGAGACCUGGGAGGAGAAGCUGCGGCGGACAGAAGCCAUCCGGAUGGAGAGGGAAGCCUUGCUGGCUGAGAUGGGUGUGGCCAUGAGGGAAGACGGUGGCACCUUGGGUGUGUUUUCUCCCAAAAAGACACCUCAUCUUGUCAACCUGAACGAGGAUCCAUUGAUGUCUGAGUGCCUCCUUUACUACAUCAAAGAUGGAGUCACCAGAGUGGGCAGAGAAGAUGCAGAGAGGCGGCAAGACAUCGUCCUGAGUGGGCACUUCAUCAAGGAGGAGCACUGCAUCUUCCGGAGUGACUCCCGGGGAGGUGGAGAAGCCGUGGUGACCCUGGAGCCCUGUGAAGGAGCCGACACGUAUGUCAAUGGCAAGAAAGUCACUGAGCCCAGCAUCCUGCGGUCAGGAAACCGCAUCAUCAUGGGUAAGAGCCACGUGUUCCGGUUUAACCAUCCUGAGCAGGCCCGCCAAGAGCGGGAGCGAACGCCCUGUGCAGAGACACCUGCUGAGCCAGUGGACUGGGCCUUCGCCCAGCGUGAGCUGCUGGAGAAACAGGGCAUCGACAUGAAGCAGGAGAUGGAGCAGAGGCUCCAGGAGCUGGAAGACCAGUACCGGCGGGAACGGGAGGAGGCCACAUACCUGCUGGAGCAGCAGAGGCUGGACUAUGAGAGUAAGCUGGAGGCCCUCCAGAAGCAGAUGGAUUCCAGGUACUACCCAGAGGUGAAUGAGGAGGAGGAAGAACCAGAGGAUGAAGUCCAGUGGACAGAGCGGGAGUGUGAGCUGGCAUUGUGGGCCUUCCGGAAAUGGAAGUGGUACCAGUUCACUUCUCUACGGGACCUGCUGUGGGGCAAUGCCAUCUUCCUGAAGGAGGCCAAUGCCAUCAGUGUGGAGCUGAAGAAGAAGGUCCAGUUCCAGUUCGUCCUCCUCACAGACACCCUCUACUCCCCGCUGCCGCCAGACCUACUGCCUCCAGAAGCUGCCAAAGACCGAGAGACACGGCCCUUCCCUCGAACCAUCGUGGCAGUGGAGGUCCAGGACCAGAAGAAUGGGGCCACCCACUACUGGACGCUGGAGAAACUCAGGCAACGCCUGGACCUGAUGCGGGAGAUGUAUGACAGGGCCGCCGAGGUGCCCUCCAGCGUCGUUGAGGACUGUGACAACGUGGUGACUGGCGGGGACCCCUUCUACGACCGCUUCCCCUGGUUCCGGCUGGUGGGCAGGGCCUUCGUGUACCUGAGCAACCUGCUGUACCCCGUGCCCCUGGUGCACCGCGUGGCCAUCGUCAGCGAGAAGGGAGAGGUGAAAGGCUUCCUCCGUGUGGCGGUACAGGCUAUAUCAGCUGACGAGGAGGCACCAGAUUACGGCUCAGGUGUCCGUCAGUCAGGAACUGCUAAAAUCUCCUUUGAUGACCAGCAUUUUGAAAAGUUUCAGUCUGAGUCCUGCCCUGUGGUGGGGAUGUCCCGCUCAGGGACCUCCCAGGAGGAGCUGCGCAUUGUAGAAGGCCAGGGUCAGGGUGCUGACUCCGGGCCUUCAGCUGACGAGGUCAACAACAACACCUGCUCAGCUGUGCCUCCUGAAGGUCUCCUAGAUAGCCCUGAGAAGUCUGCCCUGGAUGGGCCCCUGGACACGGCCCUGGACCACCUCCGUCUAGGCAGCACCUUCACCUUCCGCGUGACAGUCCUGCAGGCAUCCAGCAUCUCUGCUGAAUAUGCUGACAUCUUCUGCCAGUUCAACUUUAUCCACCGCCACGAUGAGGCCUUCUCCACUGAGCCCCUGAAGAACACUGGCAGGGGACCCCCUCUUGGCUUCUACCAUGUCCAAAAUAUUGCGGUAGAGGUGACCAAGUCCUUCAUCGAGUACAUCAAGAGCCAGCCCAUUGUGUUUGAGGUCUUCGGCCACUACCAGCAGCACCCAUUCCCACCUCUUUGCAAGGAUGUGCUCAGCCCCCUGAGGCCCUCACGUCGCCACUUCCCCCGGGUCAUGCCACUGUCGAAGCCAGUACCUGCCACUAAGCUCAGCACCAUGACACGGCCUUCCCCAGGUCCCUGCCAUUGCAAGUACGACCUGCUGGUCUACUUCGAGAUCUGCGAGCUGGAAGCCAAUGGCGAUUACAUCCCUGCUGUGGUAGACCACCGUGGAGGGAUGCCAUGCAUGGGGACCUUCCUUCUCCACCAGGGCAUCCAGAGACGGAUAACUGUGACGCUGUUGCAUGAGACAGGAAGCCACAUCCGCUGGAAGGAAGUGCGAGAGCUGGUUGUGGGUCGCAUCCGAAACACUCCAGAAACUGACGAAUCUCUGAUUGACCCCAACAUCUUGUCCCUCAACAUCCUCUCCUCGGGAUAUGUCCACCCGGCCCAGGAUGACCGGCAGUUUCUUGAUUCGGACAUACCUAGGACCUUCUACCAGUUUGAAGCAGCCUGGGACAGCUCCAUGCAUAACUCUCUCCUGCUGAAUCGUGUCACCCCUUACCGGGAGAAAAUCUACAUGACCCUCUCUGCCUACAUUGAGAUGGAGAACUGCACCCAGCCGGCUGUCAUCACCAAGGACUUCUGCAUGGUUUUCUACUCUCGUGACGCCAAGCUACCCGCCUCACGCUCCAUUCGCAACCUGUUCGGCAGUGGGAGCCUGAGGGCCACAGAAGGCAACCGUGUGACGGGUGUGUAUGAGCUCAGCCUUUGCCAUGUGGCCGACGCAGGUAGCCCAGGGAUGCAGCGCCGGCGCCGGCGGGUGCUGGACACAUCAGUGGCCUAUGUCCGGGGUGAGGAGAACCUGGCUGGCUGGAGGCCUCGGAGUGACAGCCUGAUCCUGGACCAUCAGUGGGAGCUGGAGAAACUGAGCCUCCUACAGGAGGUGGAGAAGACACGGCACUACCUGCUCCUACGGGAGAAGCUGGAGACCACCCAGCGGCCUGGCCCUGAGGCGCUGUCCCCAGCCUCCAGCGAGGACUCUGAGUCCCGCAGCUCCUCGGGUGCCUCUUCCCCACUGUCCGCUGAGGGUCAGCCAUCGCCUCUGGAGGCCCCCAAUGAGAGGCAGAGGGAGCUGGCCGUCAAGUGCUUACGACUCCUCAUGCACACAUUCAACAGAGAGUACACCCACAGCCACGUCUGUGUCAGUGCCAGCGAGAGCAAGCUCUCUGAGAUGUCUGUCACCCUGAUGCGGGACCCAUCCAUGUCCCCUCUGGGUGCAGCUACGCUCACCCCCUCCUCCACUUGCCCCUCUCUGAUUGAAGGACGCUAUGGUGCCACCGACGUGAGGACCCCCCAGCCCUGCUCCCGGCCCGCCAGCCCAGAGCCCGAGCUCCUGCCAGAACUUGACUCCAAGAAGACUCCCUCCCCUACUGGAGCAACAGAGGCAGACAAGGAGCCCCAGCGUCUGCUGGUCCCCGACAUCCAAGAGAUCCGAGUCAGCCCAAUCGUCUCCAAGAAGGGGUACUUGCACUUCCUGGAACCGCACACGGCUGGCUGGGCCAAGCGCUUCGUGGUGGUGCGGCGCCCCUACGCCUACAUGUACAACAGCGACAAGGACACCGUAGAGAGAUUUGUGCUCAACCUCUCCACUGCUCAGGUGGAGUACAGCGAGGACCAGCAGGCCAUGCUCAAGACACCCAACACGUUUGCUGUGUGCACUGAGCACCGAGGCAUCCUGCUGCAGGCCAACAGUGACAAGGACAUGCACGAUUGGCUGUAUGCCUUCAACCCGCUCCUGGCUGGGACCAUCCGGUCCAAGCUCUCCCGGAGGAGAUCUGCGCAGAUGCGGGUCUGAGCCGAAGCCUUCCGGACAUCCAGUGGCCCAGACCACUCCCCUGUCCUUCUCAUCUGUCCUGUCAUCUGCCACUCAGCCCUUCCCCCACCAGGGGACACCUGUGCUGGGCCCAGCAACCCCACCUCUGGCGGGAGGCCUAUGCCACAUGACGAAUUGUGCCCCCA
Peromyscus eremicus (cactus mouse) is the source of this 5512-nucleotide messenger RNA. It is a transcript of the gene Kif1a, whose product is annotated as kinesin family member 1A. The record is from RefSeq and is a predicted model, not a curated record. Gene Ontology annotation, molecular function: microtubule binding; ATP binding; microtubule motor activity. NCBI's taxonomy places the organism in Eukaryota, Metazoa, Chordata, Mammalia, Rodentia, Cricetidae. The coding region runs from base 147 to 5348 and encodes 1733 amino acids. Gene Ontology annotation, biological process: microtubule-based movement. The transcript has 49 exons.